AUGGCAGGAAAAGUGUCCUUGUACUGGAGGACAAUUAUCAGCCACGACACAACUGGGCCAGUGGAACAAACGGCCGUCUGUGGGUUACGCAACGAGGAGGUGCUUUACGACUCUGAAGACGUUGUUUACUGUGCGUACUGUGAGGCCUAUCAGCAGGCCCCCGGUUAUGUAAACCGCCCAGCUGAGUCCAGAGAUACCGACGGUGUUGGUUUCAUCAGAUACGGGCUGGCGGAGAUAUGCGGAACGCGUGUGUUUCCGUGUGAGAGUGAUGACACCCAGCUAUGCCGGUUGUGGCUGAGAGUGACGCGGUGCACGCUGUCCUCCCGGAUCGAGAGCUACUCGUGCAAGAUGGCGGGCGACGACAAGCACAUGUUCAAGCAGUUCUGCCAGGAGGGGGAGCCGCACGCUGGGGAAGAGCAGCGAGGACGGGGAGAAUCCUCUGAGCGAUAA
Messenger RNA from Menidia menidia (Atlantic silverside), 450 nucleotides. NCBI's taxonomy places the organism in Eukaryota, Metazoa, Chordata, Actinopteri, Atheriniformes, Atherinopsidae. The record is from the annotation of a GenBank genome assembly.